This is a messenger RNA of Rotaria sp. Silwood2, 1443 nucleotides long. NCBI's taxonomy places the organism in Eukaryota, Metazoa, Rotifera, Eurotatoria, Philodinida, Philodinidae. The record is from the annotation of a GenBank genome assembly.
AUGUCAGAACAACAACCAUUAUUAAGCUAUACAGAUAAUGAUGAUAUUGGCAAGCGUCAAUCAUGGUAUCGUCGAAUAUAUGCAAGAUAUGUUGUGGCUACAUGGGUUUUCUUAGGUUUUAUUUGUUUGUAUAUGCUUCGUGUCAAUUUAUCAGUAGCUAUCGUUGCUAUGACUGUACCACGAAACCUUAAAAAUGAAUCUGUAGAAGCAUGUCCAUCGAGUACAAACGAUUCAAGUGAUACUCCAUCUAAGCAUGAUAACUUUGAUUGGAAUCCUCGUACACAAGGUUUUGUACUUGGGGCUUUCUUCUAUGGUUAUACUCUUUCACAAUUUAUCGGCGGAAUACUAGCUGAACGAUUUGGUGCUAAAUGGAUUUUUGGUUGUUGUCUUUUAAUAGCUGGUAUUCUUACUCUACUUACACCAAUUGCAGCUCAAACUCAUGUUGGUCUUCUCAUUGCUAUUCGUAUUCUUAUUGGCAUUUUUGAGGGUCCAGCAUUUCCAAGUGUAGGUGCAUUGUGGGGUCAUUGGGUACCACCUUUAGAAAGAAGCAUCAUUCCACCGAUUUCACAUGCUGGAAAAGAAGUAGGUGUUGUAAUCACAACUUCAUUAGCAGGACUUCUAUGCUCAUCGAAUUUUUUGGGUGGUUGGCCAUCAGCAUUUUACGUUUUUGGUAUUAUUACUUGUAUAUGGUUUGUUUUCUGGUGUUUUUUUUCUUAUAAUACUCCCUUUGAUCAUCCACGAUGUACAGAAAAAGAGCGAGUGCAUUUGAUGUCUUCUCUUCCAAAACCAAAGAAGUUAAAAACACCAUGGUUAUCAAUUGCUUGUUCACUUCCAUUUUGGUCGAUUGCUAUUGUAUCAAGUUGUAUUCAAUUUGUUUAUUAUGUCUUAUUAACAUCAUUACCUACUUAUUUUGCUACUAUAUUAAGAUUUAAUUUACAAAAAAAUGGUUUAAUGUUUGCUAUUCCUUAUAUAUUCAUAAUGAUUGUUAUUAUUAUAAGUGGUCAAGUAGCUGAUCGUGUUCGAGAUCGACGAAUUAUGUCAACAACAGCUGUCCGAAAAAUACAAACUGCUAUUGGUGGUGUUGGUUCGUCUUUAUUUUUAGUACUUAUCGGUUAUGUCGGCUGUAGUAAAGUGGCAGCUAUGUUUUGUAUUACAUUAGCUGUUUCUUUUAUUGGUUUUCAUUCAAGUGGUUGUCAAAUAUCACAUCUUGAUAUUGCAAGCAAUUAUGCUGGUACUCUUGUUGGCAUUACGAAUACAUUAGCUGCAGUACCCGGUAUUAUUGCUCCUUAUGUCCAAACAUUACAUGCUUGGCAAAUCAUUUUUAAUUUAUCAGCGGGUGUAGGUCUUUUUGGUUGUGUCGUAUAUUGUCUAUUUUUUAAUGGUGAUGAACAAACAUGGAAUCAAAGUGGUUUACAUGAAGUUCCAGAUCCAGUACAAGAAUAA